Jaculus jaculus (lesser Egyptian jerboa) is the source of this 4037-nucleotide messenger RNA. Its product is annotated as MAP7 domain-containing protein 3-like. NCBI's taxonomy places the organism in Eukaryota, Metazoa, Chordata, Mammalia, Rodentia, Dipodidae. The transcript has 23 exons. Bases 1 to 3879 code for a protein of 1292 amino acids. The record is from RefSeq and is a predicted model, not a curated record.
AUGGAGGGAGUCACUGGACAUGUGUUCCGUUCCGUUAGUGUGCCAGUGUUUACUGAUGAUGAAUUGAAGGCCUCUGUGAUGUUUCAUAAACCAACAGUGAAAAGGCUUGUUCCAGCAAAAUUAGAAAUAACUGAACCAAAGACUGUAGAAACACCCCUCAAGAAAGAUGUAGCGGUACAAACCAAUGUGAAUAUGAAUGUACCACCUAAAGUGGAGAAUUCAAAAAUGGACAUGUACACCUCAACCCCUUCGGCAAAGAAACAACCACAAUCCAGUAUAUCAUGUUAUACAUGGCUAUCAUCUAUAUCAGCUGGAUGGCAUCCACCCUCUUCCAUGAAAAAUGUCACUAAAAUUGAAAAGAACCAACCUCCAUCAGCUUUACCAGACACAUCAAAAUUAUCACCCCAGAUUUCUUUGCCGUAUAAAAUAAAAACUAUUCAUGAUUUUGUUCAUGUGCCAAAUGUGGAAGAUAUUGUCAAAAAGAUGAAUGAAAAACUUUCUAAAGUCAAAGAAAAUCAGACUUUACGCCCAACACACAUGACCGGUAAAGAAUCUGACAAGAAAAUUAUGCCAAAAGCCAUGACGUUAUUGUUAGCAAGACCGCAUCCUCCUUAUGAACAAAAAGACAAAGAGGAAAAAAAGGAUUGCCAGAAAGAAAAAAACACAAGCAAUGAGGAAGCUGUGAGAGAAAAACCAAUUGAAGGCCGAACCAAAGAAUUCCCAACAUGCAAACAUGAGCUGCUAGGACAAGAUCUCACCACAACUAGUGGUUGUGUGAAGCCAGAGGAACUAGAACAACAGUCUUCAGAAACAUCUGAAAAGGACAUAUCCAAAGAGGAAGAGAUUGAUAAUGAAGACAAAACCGAAAGUCGUGAGGACUCUUCCAAUGACAUAUUUGCAUCAGAUAUUAAAACUUCAUCUAUCAAACACAAAACGUCUUCUAUAACUGCUAUGGGACAGCCUCAAGAGCUGGUGUUGGUGCAAGCCAAAACUGGGGAGGUUGAUAAAGAGAAAAAAAUCUAUUUUAAUGACAAUGUGAAAGUUGAUAGACAAAAUGAUCCAACAGCAGAAGGUUCCAGGUUUACUUCUAGCAACAGAACUAUUGACAUUGAUCAAGACAUAGCAACACCUGCUGGAAUGACCACUCCUAAUAAUAGCAACCAACAUGAAGUGAAGGCUACUAUCACAUCUUUUCAGGGUCCUGAGGUACCCUCAGUCCAUAAGAAACAAAGCAAUCCUACAGCUCCUUUGAGCAAUACAUGUCCACAGCGUUGCUCUAUUCCAAAGACGGCUGACAUUAAUACUUUCACUGCUUCCAGAAGUGACUUUGGAAGACAGGAGGAAGAAGAUCAGAGAGUCACUCGACAUGUGUUCCAUCCCAUUAGCGUGCCAGUGUUUACUGAUGAUGAAUUGAAGGCAUCUAUGAUGUUUCAUAAACCAAAAGUGAAAAGGCUUUUUCCAACAAAAUUAGCAAUGACUCCACCAAAGACUGUAGAAAUUACAGAAGCAUCCUCGGAACCAAAUGAUAAAACAACCCCUGAUGUGAAUGGAGACACGACAUUCCAGAAUUCAAAAAUGGACAAACUCACCUCAACUCUUAUGGCAAAGAAAGAACCACAAUCUGAUAUAUCACGUUAUAUAUGCCUAUCAUCUAUAUCAGCUGGGUGGCAUUCACCUUCUCCCAUUAAAAAUAUCACUGAAAUUGAAAAGAGACAACUUCCAUCAGCUUUACCAGACACAUUAAAAUUAUCACACCAGAUUUCUUUGCCGUAUAAAGUAAAAACUAUUCAUGAUUUUGUUCAUGUGCCAAAUGUGGAAGAUAUUGUCAAGAAGAUGAAUGAAAAACUUUCUAACGUCAAAGAAAAUCAGGCUUUAAGCCCAACACACAUGACCGGUAAAAAAUAUGACAAGAAAAUUAUGCCAAAGGCCAUGAAGUUCUUGUUAGCAAGACCGCAUCCCCCUUACGAACAAAAAGACAAAGAGGAAAAAAAGGAUUGCCAGAAAGAAAAAAAACCGAGCAAUGAGGAUGCUAUGACAGAAAAAUCAAUUGAAGGCCAAACCAAAGAAUUCCCAACAUAUAAACAUGAGCUGCUAGGAAAAUAUCGGACGAAAACAGGAGAUUGGGAGCAGCCUGAGGACCUAGAACAACAGUUUGAAGUACCUGAUUUCCACAUGUAUGAAAAUAAGAACAAGAUGUUGUCUUUUGUGUGUUUGAGUUAUGAUGGAGUCACUCGACAUGUGUUUCGUCCCGUUAGUGUGCCAGUGUUUACUGAUGAUGAAUUGAAGGCCUCUAUGAUGUUUUAUAAACCAAGAGUGAAAAUGCUUGCUCCAACAAAAUUAGAAAUAACUGAACCAAAGAAUGUAGAAACAUCCCUCAAGAAAGAUGUAGCGGUACAAACCAAUGUGAAUAUGAAUGUACCACCUAAAGUGGAUGUAAAAGUCCUGUCCCCGUCAAAUGUGCAAGUACCCUCAGAGGGGAACAUAGAAGACACCUCUGAAGUUAGUAUACAAGUUUUCCCCAAGGUGAACAUUGAGGUACCAACUGAGGUGAACAUAAAAGGGUACUCUAUGUCUCCUAAUAACAAAUUGUCCCCAAUUGCCAGCAUGGAUUUUUCUCCCAGUACAAAUGUGGGAUCAUCCUCCUUAGUGAGAGUGAACAUUUCCCCUAUAGUCAGCAUCGACACCUCAUCAAAUACAAAUAAAGAUCCCUCAUUGGAUUCCAUUAAGGAAUCAAAAAUUAUGGAGGAGCUCCCAGUAAGAAACAUAGGAACAUAUCCUGCGUCAAUGAUGGAAGCAUCCGUGGAGCCAAAUGAUAAAACAACCCCUGAUGUGAAUGGAGACAUGACACUCCAGAAUUCAGAAAUGGACAAACACAACUCAAUACUUACGGCAAAGAAACAACCACAAUCCAAUAUAUCAUGUUGCAGAUGGCUGUCAUCUACAUCAACUGGGUGGCGUCUACCUUCUCCCGUGAAAAAUAUCACUGAAAUUCAAAAGAGCCAACCUCAAUUAGCUUUACCAGGCACAUCAAAAUUACCAACACAGAUUUCUGUGCCCUAUAAAAGAAAAACUCUUCAGGAUAUCCUUUAUGUGCCAAAUGUGGAAGAUGUUGCCAAAAAGAUGAAAGAAAUACUUUCUAAAGUCAAAGAAAAUCAGACUUUAAGCCCAACACACAUGGCCAAUAAAGAAUAUGACAAGAAAAUUAUGCCAAAAGCCAUGAAGUCUACAGAAACAUCUGAAAAGGACAUAUCCAAAGAGGAUGAGCCUGAUAAUGAAGACAGGACAAAAAGUCAUGAGGACUCUUUCAAUGACAUAUUUAUAUCAGAUAUUAAAACUUCAUCUACCAAACGCAAAUCAUGUUCUGCAACUGCUAUGAGACAGCCUCAACAGUUGGUGUUGAUGCAAGCCAAAACUGGGGAGGUUGAUACAGAGAAAAAAAUCUAUUUUAAUGGCAAUGUGAAAGUUGAUAGACAAAAUGGUCCAACAGUAGAAGCUUCCAGGAAAUCUACAGAAAAGAAGUACACCCGCACAAUGAGAAACAGAAAAACAAAGGGAGCCAACAACACCGUCCAAUACACCGAGAGUGAUAGUGCAGUUCAGUGGUGGAGUUCAAGCAGAAUUAGUGACUCGGAUCAAGACAUAAGACCACCUGCUGCUAUCAACACUCCUAAUAAUAGCAGCAAACAUGAAGUGAAGUCUAUUGUGACAUCUCUUCAGGGUCCUGAGGAACCUUCAGACCAGAAGAAACAAAGCAAUCCUACAGCUCCUUUGAGCAAGACCUGUCCACAGCGUUGCUCUAUUCCAAAGCCAUCUGACAUUAAUGCUCUCACUGCUUCCAGAAGUGACUUUGGAAGACAGGAGGAAGGAGAUCAGAAUUAAGUAUACAACUUCAUGGGGCCUGAAAGAUGAUCAAUCCAUUCUCCAUUCUGUGUCAAAAUUCCCUAGCCAAUAACACAAGAAUUUCUGUGUCAUAUUGAUCCUUGCAAAAGAAAUAUGCAUUUAAAAAGGAAAACAAAUAAACACAAGUGAAGGCCAUA